AAAAAAAUUAGUACUGAGGAGUUUUAAAUUAAGCUCAUCUUGAACUUGAAGCCUCAGCUUUAGCAACAAGUUUUCUACUGGACGUGCUGUGUCACUGUUCAGCUGAUAAAUCAGGGAUUGACAUUUUAAACCCGUUUCAUAGGAUUUGUGAGCAAUUGUGCAAUACUUUUUGGAGGCAUAUUUAAUUUGAUAAUAGCGAUCUUGAAAGAGGGUGGAUCUGGAACUUUUAAAUUCUGAAACAGUACCCCAGAAUACUUUUUGGGUAUUGUCUACUGCAUUUAAAAAAGACUUAUUUCUUAAUAUAUUUAAUUGUAAAAUGGACUUAAAACUUGAUUCCUUCUUUGUAUAGCGGUUUUGAGAAUGGUUAAAUUUGUACUAUUUCAUAUGUUUAUACUGAGCAUUAUAAAUGUAAGUUAUUUUAAAAAUAAUUUAAAACACUUAUGUUCAAAGCAAAGUAAUGUGCUAUUAUAAUUAGAAAGGACCAAAAAGACUUUCUUGACCACAAGGGUGAUUAAGUGUUGGAAUAAACUACAAGCAAAGUUGUGUAACCUCCAUUCCUCAAAUACCAUCUUAAAACUGGAUCACCAAGUUACUGAAGUGCUGUCUUAUUUUCUUAAACUUUAUAAAGCUGGACUGGCCAUUAUGGAGGAGGAGCUGCAGCACUCGCACUGCGUGAAUUGUGUCAGUAGACGGUGUAUGACCAGACCAGAGCCUGGGAUCUCCUGUGACUUGAUAGGUUGUCCAUUGGUUUGUGGAGCAGUUUUCCAUUCUUGUAAAGCUGAUGAGCAUCGACUUUUAUGUCCAUUGGAACGAGUGCCUUGCUUAAAUAGUGACUUUGGAUGUCCAUUUACAAUGGCUCGAAAUAAAGUUGCCGAACAUCUAGAAAUGUGUCCUGCAAGUGUGGUGUGCUGUACUAUGGAGUGGAACCGAUGGCCAGUUAGUUAUGCAGACCGGAAAUCAUAUGAAAAUCUAAGCAGAGAUGUUGAUGAAGUGGCACAAUUAGAUAUGGCCUUGGCCCUUCAAGACCAAAGGAUGCUCUUAGAGUCUCUCAAAGUAGCCACCAUGAUGUCAAAAGCAACUGAUAAAGUAUCAGAACCUAGAGAACAGAUCUCAGUUAAAUCAAGUGUCCCAGAAAUACCACAUACUAAUGGUUUGGUGUCUGUUGAUGAAGACUCUUAUGGUGCACUUUAUCAAGCUACUGUUGAAACAACCAGAAGUUUGGCUGUUGCUUUAGAUAUCCUGAAUACCGCCACAAGAGACGUUGGCAUGUUAAGUACGAGUCUGUGUGCUUCUGCAAAUGAAAUGAAAGAAGAAGAAAAUGCCAGAGAAAGCUUACAGAACAGAAACUUGAAAGACCAGGACCAUCUUUAUGAGGAUGAGAUAGGAGCAGUAGGUGGGAUUGACCAUAAUGACACAAGUCAGAAUGCCCGGUCUGAACAAAAUGGUUCAAGUGAUUUAUUAUGUGACUUGGAUGCCAGUUCUUAUGGCACUUCUGCUCUUUGUAAUGGCUUUCCUUUGGAAAAUAUAUGUACACAGGUCAUUGAGCAGAAUCAGAAUUUACAUAGUGACUCAAAACAAAGUAACUUAACAAAUAGAGAAUGUGUAGCAUCAGAUGGCCCUUCGGAACCUUCUAGUUCACUUUCAGUAGCAGCACAAGUUAGGGAAGUAAUACCACCUAAUGCUUUGCCUAAUGGCACAGUUCAGCAUAUCCUCAUGCCAGAUGAUGAUGAAGACUUGUGUUGGAAAAAAGUAGACUUAGGGGACCUAAGGAAUGUGGAUGUCUUAUCUUUCAGUCAUCCUCCUUCAUUCAAAUUUCUUUCUAAUUCGUGUUGGUCUAAACCAAAGGAAGAUAAAGCAGUAGAUACAUCAGAUUUGGAAGUUGCAGAAGAUCCAAUGGGUCUCCAAGGAAUAGAUCUAAUCACAGCAGCAUUACUGUUUUGUCUAGGAGAUUCUCCAGGUGGGAGGGGUAUAUCUGAUAGUCGCAUGGUUGAUGUUUAUCACAUCGACUUUGGGACGCAGACCUUUUCACUUCCGUCUGCCAUAUUAGCUACAAAUACAAUGGUUGGGGAAAUAGCUUCAGCUUCAGCUUGUGAUCAUGCCAACCCUCAGCUUUCAAAUCCAAGUCCUUUUCAGACACUUGGGCUGGAUUUAGUAUUGGAAUGUGUCGCUAGGUACCAACCCAAGCAGCGUCCAAUGUUUACAUUUGUUUGUGGACAGUUAUUCAGAAGAAAAGAAUUUUCAUCCCAUUUUAAGAACGUGCAUGGUGACAUUCAUGCUGGACUCAAUGGCUGGAUGGAACAGAGGUGUCCUUUAGCAUAUUAUGGUUGUACCUAUUCUCAGCGUAGGUUUUGUCCAUCAACACAAGGAGCAAAGAUUAUACAUGACCGCCAUUUGAGGUCAUUUGGAGUUCAGCCAUCUGUAUCUACAGUGUUAGUAGAGCCUGCUAGAAACUGUGUGUUGGGAUUACAUAGUGACCAUCUAAGUAGUCUUCCUUUUGAAGUCCUGCAACAUAUUGCAGGCUUUCUUGAUGGCUUCAGUUUAUGCCAGCUCUCAUGUGUAUCCAAGUUAAUGAGGGAUGUGUGUGGCAGUCUUCUUCAGUCUCGUGGAAUGGUCAUACUGCAGUGGGGGAAAAGGAAGUAUCCAGAAGGAAAUUCAUCAUGGCAGAUAAAAGAAAAGGUAUGGCGAUUCAGUACUGCAUUUUGUUCUGUCAAUGAAUGGAAAUUUGCUGACAUCCUAAGCAUGGCUGACCACUUGAAGAAAUGCAGUUACAAUAUUGUAGAGAAACGGGAGGAAGCAAUCCCAUUGCCGUGUAUGUGUGUGACACGAGAACUCACUAAAGAAGGACGUUCACUUCGCUCAGUUUUAAAACCUGUACUUUAAAAACUGUAAUUCCACUUGCACAUACAUGCAAGCACCUAGUAUAAUUUCUUGGUAAUAUGUGACACUUUAUUAAUGUAUUAAAGAUUACAACUAGCUAAAUUCAUUGUCACUAUGUAUAUAAUGUUUUGAAGUGACCUAUAUUUUUAUAAAGUACUGUUUAGUUGGAAAAAAAGUUGCCUUAAUGUUUGAAAUGUGUGAAUUUUUUGGAACUUGCUGGACAGGGUGAUUUAAUUUUUAGCUACAUAAUUUUCAGAAUUAGUAUUUUUAGUGGUGUGCAUAUUUUGGUUCUUAAAUUUUUUGCUUCUUAAGCUAACAAGAUCCUGACCAAACAAUUUAUUCCUCAUUUUCUAUGGGUUAUAACCUAUGCAUUCAAAAAUCAAAACUUUGAUUCUAAUUUUUACAUCAUAGGCUUUUCAGAUUCAGAAAACAUUCAAUUGCUUAAACACUGCAUAAGACCAUCAUAAAGUUUUUAUUUUCUAGUGCUCCCCUUAUAUAAUUGUUGAUAUGUCGAUGAUCUCUAAUAUAUACAUAAUAUUUAAAAUCAUGAGUAAUGUUGAUAAUGCCAUUUAUCAUGUUUUAAAAAUAGUCCACAAAAAUGUUUUCGCCUUACAUAUUUACAACUCUCGUACAGAGAGUUGACCAUAUGCAGCUUUUUUUGGUUAGAUGCCACAUCCAGAGACUCAUGGCAGUGUGUUAUGUGACAGGUUAAAGCAAAAUCAACAAAAAAAAAACCUGUGAAUUUACUUUAAUUUGAAACUGUAUAUGGUAUUAUAUAUUUGCUAGGUAUUUGGUACUUGGAGAGAAGAAAAUACAGUUGGCCCUUCAUAUCUGCAGGUUCCAUAUCCAUGGAUUCAACCAAAGGAUGGAAAAUAUUUGAAAAAAAAAUUCCAUGAAAUUUCAAAAAGCAAAACUUGAAUUUGCCACUCAUCUUCAACUAUUUAUAUGGCACUUACAUUAUUUUACUAUUAUUUACAUAGCAUUUACAUUGCAUUAGGUACUAUAAAUAAUCUAGGGAUGAUUUACAGUAUAUGGGAAGUAUGCGUAGGUUAUGUGCAAAUACUAUGCCAUUUUAUAUAAGAGACUUGAACAUCUGUAACUUUUGGGACCGUAGCGGGGUCCUGGAACCAAUCUUCUGCAGAUACUGAGAGACGACUGUAUACCUCAUUUUAAGUUUGAAUUGGGCAUGUUCCGUGAAUAAAUUUCAGAUAUUCAGAAUGCAAAGGGCUUAACUUUUUAUCACAAGUGUUUAAAAUUUUUGCCUUUUGAUGUUUAUAAAAAUCACAAUUAUGUUGUUUUAAGACAUUUAAAAAUGUGACAUUUGCUGUCUUUGUAAGAUGACAAUCAUGAAAUGCAGAAACCUGUCCUGGUUGACAGUCUCUUUAAAACAUUUCCAGGUUAAUAUUCCAUAGACUUCUCUACCAAAAAAGUUAAGAAUUGCAUCUUUGUGUAAAACCAAAAUAUAACAAAGAUAUUCAAAGAACUAUUCUUGAGGUAUUUUAUUAUAGUUUUCAAAUUGAUUUAUACUGUUAUUAACCUGAUAUGGUCAGUUUAGAAAAAUGAAUAUAUCAGUAUUAAGAAAUAAAUUGCAAAGAUGGAGACUUGUACUUAAAUAAUUUAGGUAACUUGUGGCAUUUGGUCGUCUGAAAUGGUUACAAGUUACUUUGCUAAAAAAAACUUGAAAACUAUUUUGUCUUCUCUUCCUACAUUUGUCCCUGAGAAUGCUCUAUUAACUAGGUUCUUGAUUCCCAUGUAUGGCAGUCGGGCAGGGCAGAGGCGUUCCUUGGGCAUUACAAAAGAAUUCUGAAUUGCUUUAAGACUUGGUUGGAUCAAGGCCUUAUUACAGUUGAAAAAUACAGCGUUAAAGACUAAUCAAUUGUUUUGCCCCACCUGUCAUUUUAAUUAGAAGAAUACUUAUUUCUUAGUGCUUAAACCAACUUUUUCAACUGUGAGAUUUGAAUUGCAUAAACAGUCAGAAAUAAGAUAUCAAAUACUGUAAAAUAUAACUCUGCCUUUUAAAGUUUUGCUGAAGAAUGUGUCUGGUUAGGAUAGCACAAACAUUAACUUUUUGUUUUAUGGUUGUGCUUUUUUAAAAUCCUUGUUUUUUAAGUUUAGACUUCAUGUUUCCACACUGGAUCAUGAGAUAUUUAACAUUUUCUACCUUUUAUUUCUUUUACACGUCUUUGGCUGUUUUCUUUUUUGUU
Molecule: messenger RNA, 5081 nt
Organism: Balaenoptera ricei (Rice's whale)
Lineage: Eukaryota; Metazoa; Chordata; Mammalia; Artiodactyla; Balaenopteridae
Gene: FBXO30
Product: F-box protein 30
Exons: 3
Coding region: 643-2880 (745 amino acids)
Molecular function (GO): zinc ion binding; protein binding; ubiquitin protein ligase activity
Source: RefSeq, a predicted model, not a curated record